Molecule: messenger RNA, 1174 nt
Organism: Ectocarpus siliculosus
Lineage: Eukaryota; Phaeophyceae; Ectocarpales; Ectocarpaceae
Source: the annotation of a GenBank genome assembly
AUGUGGAGACUUGUCUUCACGUUUGCCGUCGUUGCACCCGUGUUUUCUCAGGGCUUUGUUGCACCUAUCCUCUCCACCUCCUCGUCGCGCGAUGGCUCCGCACCUCGAAGGGCUAGGACUUCCGCCGUCAGCAGGCCGCUGCAGUCGGGAUCAUCAUCGCCGCCUGAGUGGGCGGUCAUCUUCGACUGCGACGGUGUCAUACUCGAGUCGGAGUCGCUGCACAGAGAAGCUUACAAUGCCGUGUUUCGAGAGUUCGCCGUGGAUUACGAAUGGAGCCCCGAGUACUACGAUGAGCUCCAGAACAAGGUUGGAGGCGGCAAGCCCAAGAUGCGUUACUACUUCGGCGAGAACGGCUGGCCAAAGUCCAAACUGGGAGCCCCCCCCGAGACGGAUCAAGAGAAGGACCUGCUCAUUGACUCGUUGCAGGACCGCAAGACGGACAUCUACAAAGAGUUCGUAGCAAACGGCACGGCGGUGCUACGACCGGGGGUCCAGCGGCUGAUCGACGAGACCAAGGCGAUCUCGGGAGGGAAGAUGGCCAUCUGCUCGGCCUCGACAAAGGACGCCUGCCUCUUCGUCCUCGACAACCUGCUGGGAGAGGAGAACCUCAGCAAGUUCGACCUGGUCCUCGCCGGCGACGACGUUCCCCGAAGGAAGCCGGACCCGAUGAUCUACGCGCUCGCGAGCGAAAAGCUCGGCGUGCCGCCGGAGAGGUGUAUGGUGAUCGAGGACAGCCUCAUCGGCCUCGAGGCGGCGCUAGGCGCGAAGAUGAACUGCGUCAUCACCUACACCGGCAGCACCGAGAGCCAGGAUUUUGCGGGGUCUCUCGGCGUCUACCCAGAGCUGGGAGACGAAGGGAGCACCCAAGUGCGCGCAAGCGAGCUCUUGAAGCUGAUGGGCGUGUAGUUUGUCAGGCUUAUCCUGUAACUGAUUGGUGUUCGGUUGGCAAGCUGAUGUGGUUAGUCUUGAGACAGCAAGCUUCAUGAUUGGUGGGAUGUGUAUAGCUUUGUGUGUGUUUUUGGGCUCAUCUUUGCGUGCGAUAGAUAGAAGAGAUGUUAGCGAGAUGUUAGCGAGAUGUUCAGCGAGAUUUUAGCGAACAGGGCCGUUACUACAUAGUGUCAUGUGUAUCUUUACUUCCAAUGAAUGCUGAGACGCACUUUUUUUAGCGGGCUGG